AUGACUGACAAUCGGUGGACGCUAUUCUCAAGAAGUACGGAUAUUGCAUCCGGAAUCAUUCCCCAAAACAACGAUCAUGACGAUAGCAGAGAAAUCGAGAGCCACACUGACAUCAAUGAAAAUCGAAUUACUGUGUUUCCGAGGAGUGAGGAGAUAUGCGACAGCGAAUUUGAUGCCAGAAACAUCAGCCAGCCCCAAAACAGGGAGGUGCGACGCUUUCAAAUUCCAGAGCGAUGGCUCCAGCUCCCAAUCAAGAGGACCAUCAAAGCCGAUGAACCACAUCCCAAACGCCAAAUGCUAUCAUUUUGCAAGGACCAUACGCCCUGGAUGAAAUAUGAAAAGUUCAAAGAGGGAGCGAAGCCGGGAAAAACCUGCUUAGCCUACGCCACAGACUCCCCAGGGACGGUAGUUGCAAUCAAGGAGUAUAAGACGAGUGGUAUCGACAAGACUUGCCAUCUGAAGAUGAUCAGUCACCCAAAUAUUGUCAACCUCCUUGACGCAUUCAAACAGUCUAGGACUCUGUAUUUAGCGUACGAGAUUAUGGAUCUCUCAUUGGAGCAACUUCAGUCUGGCAUUCGGCUAAAGGAGUCUGAUCUUGCUUUCAUUUGCAAGGAGCUCUUGUAUGGGCUUUGGUAUAUUCACCGAGAUCUCGGUGUUUGCCAUACAGCCCUUACCUGCGACAAUGUGUUCAUAUCAUCGCAGGGUAACGUGAAGAUUGCGAAUAUAGCAGCCUGUCUGCUCGAACGACAUCAAGGGUCUGAACAGUUCGAUAUCAAGUCCAUUGGUAUUAUGAUUUGCAAAGUCCUCGAGCCAGGACUUUCUGCUCAUGACCUUGAGGCUUCUUAUGCCAGUCUUUCCCACGGUAGCGAUGGUAUACGCACGUUUAUUUCUACAACUGCGAGGGCUACAAUACAAGCACUUUUGCAGCAUGUUUUUAUAUCAUAUGCAGCUGCUGAAGGAUGCUUGGUUGUACCUGUUAUGAAGGUCCGAGGUUUGGUUCUACAUGAUUACGAAUAG
This is a messenger RNA of Penicillium expansum, 1017 nucleotides long. RefSeq lists its product as uncharacterized. Gene Ontology annotation, biological process: protein phosphorylation. NCBI's taxonomy places the organism in Eukaryota, Fungi, Ascomycota, Eurotiomycetes, Eurotiales, Aspergillaceae. The coding region runs from base 1 to 1017 and encodes 338 amino acids. Gene Ontology annotation, molecular function: ATP binding; protein serine/threonine kinase activity. The transcript has 4 exons. The record is from RefSeq and is a predicted model, not a curated record. Gene Ontology annotation, cellular component: cytoplasm.